Sardina pilchardus (European sardine) is the source of this 1065-nucleotide messenger RNA. Its product is annotated as major histocompatibility complex class I-related gene protein-like. The coding region runs from base 1 to 1065 and encodes 354 amino acids. The record is from RefSeq and is a predicted model, not a curated record. NCBI's taxonomy places the organism in Eukaryota, Metazoa, Chordata, Actinopteri, Clupeiformes, Clupeidae. The transcript is spliced from 7 exons. Gene Ontology annotation, cellular component: external side of plasma membrane. Gene Ontology annotation, biological process: immune response.
AUGUUGAGGCUACUGUUCCUCUUCUGCUCAUUCCAGACAUUCUUCACUGUGAAAUCAGGCACUCCUUCUCUAUGGGUUUUCGCAACACUAAUACUCGGAGACACACCUUUCCCAGAGUUCAGUAUGGUGGGAAUGCUGGAUGACCUGCAGUUGUUUUACUACGACUCAGAUGUACCGAAGCUGAUCUACAGACAAAUCAAGUCAGAGCACGAACAGGAAGAGCAGACAGACGCUGGCAUUGUAUUCAGAGAAAUGCACAUGGACAUGAAACGCAAGGCAUUGAUCUCAAAGCACGAGCUCAACAGCACACAAGGUGUCAAUGUUCAGCAGAGAUUGGCCUCUUGUGAGCUGCUUGACCAGGAUACCCCGGGUCCAAUGCGAUCCUGGGAUGCGUUCAACACCGUAAAUGAUGUAGAGCUGAACUUUAGCAUACAACAGGAAACUCUACAGGCCAAAGGUGCAUGGCCAGACUUGUGGAGCCAUAUUGACAAAGAACGUAUUAGAUUGACGUUUGCAAAUAUAUAUAGCCCUGUCUGCAUCAAAUUCCUAAAGAGGUACCUUAACAUGAGGAAAAAUGAAACAAUGACAGUGAAGCCCAGAGUCAGGCUCCUCCAGAAGACACUCCCAGACUCUAGUGGGGCCAAGGUGACCUGCCUGGCCACUGGUUUCUACCCCCGUCACAUCAACCUGACCCUGCUCAGAGAUGGCCAGUCUGUGUCUGACCACCAGGUCACUGGGGGGGAGCUGCUACCUAAUGGAGAUGAGACGUACCAGAUGAGGAAGAGCCUGGAGGUCAGCACAGAGGAAUUACAGCAUCACCACUACACCUGCACAGCUGAACACCUCAGUCUGGACAACAAACUGGACAUCAAAUUGGAGCUUGUGGCAGGUGUAGGUACCCGUACCAGAGUGCCCCCUGUGGUCGUGCUGGGAGUUGCACUGCUGCUGUGUGUGGGUGGAGUCAUUAUCAUGUGCCUGCGCCGCAGAAGACACAGCUCCUCCUCUGAUGAGUCAACCCAAGAAACAGAUGAACCUCUGCAACCUCUGCAAAAGUCUGCAAACUAG